AUGGCGGCUAACUCAACUGUGCAGCACUACCGAACGAUAGGGCUGGAAAUUCUCGAUGAGUUGAAGAUACUAUCUACAAAUAUUGCAGUGGCUCAUAAAAGUAAUUUACAUUUGCCUACGCCGCCGGCUGAGGGCCCAAGUUUGAAUGCCGAAUUAAACGCGGGCGAUAAAAAUGAAAAUAUGGCUGACAACUCUGGAUGGCUAUUUUUGGGCAAUAAGAAGGCAUGGAAAGCAUCGUGGCUUGAGUACAAUCAAAAGCAAUUACUUCGUCUGGGGCAGGAAAGAAGAGCUGAGCAAGCUAGAAGUAGAAGGAGGCGAAAUCGAAGGCAUGUAGAUUCUCGUUACAUCAACCAACGAAGCAAUAAUAAUAAUUACAACAGGAAUCGUAACGUCGCACAUAACAACUAUAAUAACGUACAUAACUACCUUAGGCAAAACAACUACAACAACCGCAGAAAUAUCAACAAUAACAUCAACAAUCACCGCAGAAAUAUCAACAAUAACAUCAACAAUCACCGCAGAAAUAUCAAUAAUAACAACGUGAACUUCAGAUCCAACAGCUAA
This is a messenger RNA of Sabethes cyaneus, 564 nucleotides long. Its product is annotated as GATA zinc finger domain-containing protein 15-like. Lineage: Eukaryota; Metazoa; Arthropoda; Insecta; Diptera; Culicidae. Bases 1 to 564 code for a protein of 187 amino acids. The record is from RefSeq and is a predicted model, not a curated record. The transcript has a single exon.